Coregonus sp. 'balchen' is the source of this 5308-nucleotide messenger RNA. Lineage: Eukaryota; Metazoa; Chordata; Actinopteri; Salmoniformes; Salmonidae. The record is from the annotation of a GenBank genome assembly.
CCUACUGUUGUCUCGUUCUCCUUUGAUGUGGGGAACGGUCCAGUAGAGUUGGCCGUCCAUUCAGCCACGCCCCUCAACGAUGACCAAUGGCAUCGUGUGAUGGCGGAGCGGAACGUGAAGGAGGCGGUGCUACAGCUGGAUCUGAACUAUAGGGAAGCUCUUCCAGCCGCUCCACAAGGACACACACGGCUAGAGCUGUUUAGUCAGCUUUAUGUGGGUAAGGGAAAGAUAGAGAGACACACACACACCAACAGAAAAAUACUACAAUACUGUACUACAUUUUCAUUUCAUUCAACAAUUGUGCUGAUAUUUUUUACUUUGCAAAAUGUAAUAAGUUGGCGAUAUAGUUUGUGUCAGUAUAACAUUAUUAAUAGCCACAGUUUCUUUAUGUUUCCCUGAGUAGGUUCUCUGAAGCUUAGACACGACUGAUGAUAAUGAAGAUAAGCGCUUAAGGUUUAAUCAGACAUCACACUGUUUCUCACGCACACACGGCUGAUGUUAACAAAGUGAAAGAAUUAUGUGAGUAAAAACUAACCUAAUUCACUUAGCCCAGACUCUUUGUCUUGAUGACUGUGUUAGAGUAUUAACAGUUGCAGAGGAUUAAGACUUUUCAACCGCACACAGAGACAAUGGAUUAAGACUUUUCAACCGCACACAGACAAUGGAUGAAGUCCUCACUGUGAUAUUCUGAUUGUUUCCUCCAAUCCCUCUCUUCUCGACACAAUGACUGUGAAGGUCAUUAGGAGCAGAGGGGAACAGAAAUUAAAGAGCUGAAUGGCUGGUCUUUAUCUUUUCCUGUCACUCCUCUAGCUUAGCCUGCUUUGUGUGGCUGCUGACUUGCCAAUACUUUAACACUGACGACAGGGAUGAAACUGGAUUUAGGAUGGAGGGAAAAACUGCUGAGCUUGAAUUAAAUUAUCUUUCCUUCUUUCGCUCUCUGACUCUGAAAAGUUUUUUUGCUCUGAGACACUUCUCAAUUCAAAUCAGACAUUCCAAAGUCUGAUAGUUCUGAAUUCCAAUAAGACAUUCCAAAUUCCAUCAUCUCAUCAAUUUUUGGCGGAUUGGAUGGAAGAACAUUAUCACACUGCAGCUUCCUGAAUUGCCAGAGGGGAUUAAUAAAGUUGUAUUGAAUUUAAUCGAAUUAAAGUAAAUAGAAUCGAUCCUUAUAUGCCACCGUUAACCAUACAGGCACAUAUUGAUUUGUGAUGGGAAACUUUAAUAACAGCUCAUAAAGACAUACAACUCACAGUCCCCUAUCUUAUCUGCAUGCAUAGUAGGUUUCAGGGGAACCAACUCGCUGAAUAACCCCUCGGGGAUCAAUCUAUCAAUCUAAUUGACAUCAGAUCAUCAACUAAACACAAUCAGUUCUUCCAUCACCUCCAUACAGCCAUGGGACCUAUUAGUUUAUGUUGGAUCAGAGAGGAGCGCUAUAAAACUCCUGACUGUGUGCCUCUCUAGCAGAUCAUCAGCAUGUGUCAGAGCAGCGAGGGUAUUUGCCUGGUCGGGGGAAAUUUAAUCGGGCUCAGAUGGGAUCUACAGUGAUUUGUAUUCUAAAACUGGUGUCUAAACACAGAGGCACAGGGAAGAAAACACCCGGAUAUCUCACACAGGUGGUGCCUACACGAUUUGGGUUAUUUAUGUGUUAUAUUAUUUGGUAAUAUGUCAUAUUUUAAAUGUUGAUAUUAUAUUCCAUUAUUUCAUAUAUUUUCUGCAUGUUUUUCAUAUCUUUCCUUUUUUCUUUGUUUUUCUUUUGGUCACUGCAUGUGUGUGUGUGUGUGUGUGACACGGUGUUUGUCAUGAAACUGUCACAGGGAAGCCUGCUUCGUUGACCUGCAAAGACAGUAGGUAACAUUCAUGUGUAAAUAUACUGAACAAAAGUAUAAACGCAACAUGUAAAGUGUUGGUCCCAUGUUUCAUGAGCUGAAAUAAAAGGAUCCCAGAAAUGUGUCAUAUGCACAAAAAGCUUAUUUCUCUCAAAUUUUGUGCACAAAUGAGUUUACAUCACUUUUAUGAGCAUUUCUCCUUUGCCAAGAUAAUCCAUCCACCUGACAGGUGUGGCAUAUCAAGAAGCUAAUUAAACAGCAUGAUCAUUACACAGGUGCACCUUGUGCUGGGGACAAUAAAAGGCCAAUAUAAUGUUCAUUUCUCGACCAUAAGCCGCCUCCAACGCCGUUUUAGAGAAUUUGGCAGUAUGUCCAACCGGCCAGCACAGCCCAGGACCUCCACAUCCGGCUUCUUCACCUGUGGGAUCGUCUGAGACUAGCCACCGAGACAGCUGAUGAAACUGAGGAGUAUUUCUGUCUGUAACAAAGCCCUUUUGUGGGGAAAAACUCAUUCUGAUUGGCUGGGCCUGGCUCCCCAGUGGGUGGGCCUGGUCCCAAGUUAUUUCACCAGAUUAGGGCCUAAUGAAUUUAUCUCAAUUGAGUGAUUUCCGUCGAUGAACUGUAACUCAGUAAAAUCAAUGAAAUUGUUGCAUGUUGCGUUUAUAUGUUUGUUCAGUAUAGAAACAGAUAUAUAAUAUACAUACAGUGGCUUGCGAAAGUAUUCACCCCCCUUGGCAUUUUUCCUAUUUUGUUGCCUUACAACCUGGAAUUAAAAUCUAUUUUGGGGGGGUUUGUAUCAUUUGAUUUACACAACAUGCCUGCCACUUUGAAGAUGCAAAAUAUUUUUUUGGGGUGAAACAAACAAGAUAUAAGACAAAAAAACAGAAAACUUGAGCAUGCAUAACUAUUCACCCCCCCCCCCCCCCCCCCCCCCCCAAAGUCAAUACUUUGUAGAGCCACCUUUUGCAGCAAUUACAGCUGCAAGUCUCUUGGGGUCUGUAUAAGCUUGGCACAUCUAGCCACUGGGAUUUUUGCCCAUUCUUCAAGGCAAAACUGCUCCAGCUCCUUCAAGUUGGAUGGGUUUGACUGGGCCAUUCCAAUACAUUUAAAUGUUUCCCCUUAAACCACUCGGGUGUUGUUUUAACAGUAUGCUUAGGGUCAUUGUACUGCUGGAAGGUGAACGUCCGUCCCAGUCUCAAAUCUCUGGAAGACUGAAACAGGUUUCCCUCAAGAAUUUCCCUGUAUUUAGCGCCAUCCAUCAUUCCUUCAAUUCUGACCAGUUUCCCAGUCCCUGCCGAUGAAAAACAUGGUGUUCUCGGGGUGAUGAGAGGUGUUGGGUUUGCGCCAGACAUAACGUUUUCCUUGAUGGCCAAAAAGCUAAAUUUUAGUCUCAUCUGACCAGAGUACCUUCUUCCAUAUGUUUGGGGAGUCUCCCACAUGGCUUAUUUUUUUCUUUAAGCAAUGGCUUUUUUCUGGCCACUCUUCCGUAAAGCCCAGCUCUGUGGACUGUACGGCUUAAAGUGGUCCUAUGGACAGAUACUCCAAUCUUCGCUGUGGAGCUUUGCAGCUCCUUCAGGGUUAUCUUUGGUCUCUUUGUUGCUUCUAUGAUUAAUGCCCUCCUUGCCUGGUCCGUGAGUUUUGGUGGGUGCCCCUCUCUUGGCAGGUUUGUUGUGGUGCCAUAUUCUUUACAUUUUUUAAUAAUGGAUUUAAUGGUGCUCCGUGGGAUGUUCAAAGUGUCUGAUUUUUUUUAUAACCCAAACCUGAUCUGUACUUCUCCACAACUUUGUCCCUGACCUGUUUGGAGAGCUCCUUGGUCUUCAUGGUGCCGCUUGCUUGGUGGUGCCCCUUGCUUGGUGGUGCCCCUUGCUUAGUGGUGUUGCAGACUCUGGGGCCUUUCAGAACAGGUGUAUAUAUAUUGAGAUCAUGUGACAGAUCAUGUGAUAAUUAGAUUGCACACAGGUGGACUUUAUUUAACUAAUUAUGUGACUUCUGAAGGUAAUUGGUUGCACAAUAUCUUAUUUAGGGGCUUCAUAGCAAAGGGGGUGAAUAUAUAUGCACGCACCACUUUUACAUUAUACAUUUUUUUAUACAUUUUUUAACAAAUAAUUUUUUUCAUUUCACUUCACCAAUUUGGGCUAUUUUGUGUAUGUCCAUUACAUGAAAUCCAAAUAAAAAUCAAUUUAAAUUACAGGUUGUAAUGCAACAAAAUAGGAAAAACGCGAAGGGGGAUGAAUACUUUUGCAAGGCACUGUAGAUAUAGUAGAUAGAUGACUUUCAGUUUAUGUCCCUGCAGUCUUUUCCCUUUCAUGCAAGGCCACUGGUCUGUGUCCAUGCUGCUAAUAUCUCUCUUGGCCUUGCUAUGCACUGCGUGGCUCAGAGAGGGAAGGUAUUCUACUGGAUAGUUUGUGUGUGUGUGUGUGUGUGUGUGUGUGUGUGUGUGUGUGUGUGUGUGUGUGUGUGUGUGUGUGUGUGUGUGUGUGUGUGUGUUGUGUGUGUGUGUGUGUGUGUGUGUGUGUGUGUGUGUGUGUGUGUGUGGUGUGUGUGUGGUGUGUGUGUGUGUGUGUGUGUGGUGUGUGUGUGUGUGUGUGUGUGUGUGUGUGUGUGUGUGUGUGUGUGUGUGUGUGUGUGUGUGUGUGUGUGUGUGUGGGUGGGUGGGUGUGUGUGUGAGAGAGAAUGGGGGUAUCCCUCUAGGCAAUGCUAUCCUAAUGAAUAUAAUAUGCUAGUUCAUUAGCACAUCAUUACAGAGUAAUUUACCUUAUGGAGGCAGACAGAGAGAGGUCAGGAGUGCACCACACACAAACACACACUAGCACACGACAUGAGGGGUGGGCAACUCCAGUCCAGGAGGGCCACAAUGUCUUCCUGAUGUAAAUCUGGCUAAAUGGGUGUUGAUAUCUUAAGCCAAUAAGCCACACUAAUUGAUCAAUUAAGUGCCAAGGUGAAGUUAAAUAGGGCUGGAGCGCCUCUCCUCUGGCCUGUUAAAUCACUGCGACCAUCAACAGUCAUAUAUACCCCCAGCUCAACCUCAAGGGAAAUUAUCUCUAUUCCUAUUUCAAAAUUCAUCUUAUCUCCCUCACGACGCCAGGACAGCGGAGUCACUCACCACCUUCCGGAGACAUUUGAAACCCCACCUCUUUAAGGAAUACCUGGGAUAGGAUAAAGUAAUCCUUCUACCCCCCCUUACCCCAACCCACCGCCCCCCCCCCCAAAUUUUUUUUAUUUAAAUUUGUAAAGUGGUUAUCCCACUGGCUAUAAGGUGAAUGCACCUAUUUGUAAGUCGCUCUGGAUAAGAGCGUCUGCUAAAUGACGUAAAUGUAAAUGUAAAUCUCUCUGUGUUCUUUCUCUCUCUUCUCUCUCUCUUCUCUCUCUCGCUGUCUGUAGGUGCAGCAGGGGGUCAGAGGGGGUUUCUGGGAUGCAUCCGCUCCCUCAGGAUGAAUGGUGUGACACUUGACCUUGAAGAGAGGGCCAAGGUGACGAUUGGUUGA